Messenger RNA from Cottoperca gobio, 2220 nucleotides. It is a transcript of the gene hhipl2, whose product is annotated as HHIP-like 2. The transcript has 10 exons. Bases 1 to 2220 code for a protein of 739 amino acids. The record is from RefSeq and is a predicted model, not a curated record. NCBI's taxonomy places the organism in Eukaryota, Metazoa, Chordata, Actinopteri, Perciformes, Bovichtidae.
AUGUUGCUCGUGGCGAUCCAGCCAGCAUCAGCUCAUCCUCAGUGUCUGGACUUCGAGCCACCUUUCAAACCCUCCUGGCACUUGGAGUUUUGCACGCAGUACGAGCAGUUUGGCUGCUGCGACCAGAAAACGGACAACAUGAUCGCCGAGAGAUACUGGAACAUUAUCGACCAGCUGGAGACGGAGGGUCACGAGCUCUGUGAGGACAAGUUGAAGGAAAUCAUGUGCCAGGAGUGCUCUCCAUACGCCGCCCACCUCUACGAUGCCGAGGACCCGUACACACCUGUCAGAGAGCUCCCUGGUCUUUGCUUUAGCUACUGCCAGGAGUUUCAUGGCACAUGCCGCCAUGUGGUGAAAUAUUUAACUGAGAACCAGCAGCUGCGGGACACGUCUGAGCGAGACGUGACCACGUUCUGCAGCAUGAUGGACUUGUCCGACCCGGACUACUGCUACCCCAACGUUUUGAAGACCCCUGACCUCAACAGCAACCUGGGGCAGGUGGCGGAGGACCCCAGAGGGUGUCUGCAGGUGUGCCUGACAGAGGUGGCCAACAACCUCAGGAACCCCGUGUUGAUGCUCCACAGCAGCGAUGGCACACACCGCAUGUUCAUCGCCGAGCAGGUGGGCUUCGUGUGGGUUUACCUGCCCGACGGCAGCCGGCUGGAGCAGCCCUUCCUGGAUAUGAGCGGGGAGGUGAUGACCACGCCCUGGCUGGGGGAUGAGAGGGGCUUCCUGGGCAUGGCCUUCCACCCCAAGUACCGGGACAACGGACGCUUCUUCAUCUACUACUCCAUCCAGGUCAACAGUAAGGUGGAGAAAGUGCGAGUCAGUGAGAUGAAGGUGUCUGCACUGGAUAUGAACAUGGCUGAUCCGUACUCAGAGAGGGCGAUCCUGGAGAUCGAGGAGCCGGCUGCAAACCACAACGGAGGACAGGUGCUGUUUGGUCUCGAUGGAUAUUUGUACAUCUUCACUGGCGAUGGAGGAAAAGCUGGAGAUCCGUUUGGGAAAUAUGGAAACGCACAAAACAAGAGUGCUCUGCUGGGCAAAGUGCUCCGCAUCGAUGUAGACGGACGUGACUCCAGCGGGCAGCAGUACAGGAUCCCCCCCGAUAACCCACUCCUCCAGGACCCGGCAGCCCGCCCAGAGGUGUAUGCAUACGGGGUCAGGAACAUGUGGCGCUGCUCCGUGGACCGCGGGGACCCGGUGAGCCGCUACGGCAGGGGCAGGAUAUUCUGUGGAGACGUGGGUCAGAACCGCUACGAGGAGAUCGACAUCAUCGUGAAGGGAGGAAACUACGGAUGGAGAGCCAAAGAGGGCUUCGAGUGCUUUGAUCUGAAAUUGUGCCACAACUCCUCCUUAAAUGAUAUCCUGCCAAUAUUCGCAUACAGCCAUCACGUUGGGAAGUCUGUGACCGGCGGAUAUGUGUACAGAGGAUGUGAAUCACCCAAUCUGAACGGCCUGUACAUCUUUGGAGACUUUAUGAGCGGUCGCAUCAUGGCGUUAGAGGAAGACAAGAGCGCAGGCAGCUGGAAGGAGAGGAGUGUGUGUAUGGGAGAAACAAAGACCUGCUCGUUUCCUGGACUCAUCAACCAUCAUCACAAGUUCAUCAUCUCGUUCGCUGAAGAUGAAGCAGGGGAACUAUAUUUUUUGGCCACGGCGUACCCGAGUGCCAUGUCUCCUUCCGGGACGGUUUUCAAAUUCAUGGACCCGUCCAGGAGAGCUCCUCCAGGGAAGUGUAAGCAGAAGCCGCUGCCUGUCAAAGUGCGGGGGAAGAAGGUUCCUUUCGUGCCGCGGGAGCUGACUGUGCUGGACACAGCUGAGAAACCCACCAGGCCACCGCCGAGGACUUUCAAACUCUCCGCCAAACCAACGGUGGCGCGAACAACGACUGCAGCCAGUGUCUCCACGACAACGACCAGCAGAGCUGUGACGCCCAAGUGGAAGUCACUCAAUAAGAAAGUGAAGAAGACGAACAAGUUGCAACCGUGGAAGAUAAAACAGCUGCUGAAGAAACAGCAGAAGAAGAAGGAGGAGACUUUGAGACAGAAAUCUAAGACAACUGUGGGGAAGCUCGUUGCCACAGAACGCAGAAGCAACGCUCUGAAACGUCCCGCCGUCAACGCGACGAAGGUUCCCGCGAGGAAACCUGCGCAGAAGCCAGUCGCACAAAAGAAAAACGGCAUUAAGCUGAAAGAAAGGGGCUCUCAAUGUAAACCAUAA